AUGUGGAUACCUUCCUUGCUUAUGAUCAGUAAUAGUGAUUCUAAAAGUUGCCAGCAACAACAGAAAUGUCAGACCCCAAUGAGAAUCAACGCUUACUGUUCAGAAAAAGGAAUAUGUUGUCAAGAAGAUUCAGAAGGCAGCGAAUCAUUAUGUUAUGACAAACGAUUGCCAUUGCUCGGGGAACCGAAGUGCAGUUCAGAUUCAGAUUGCAUGCAAGAUUCUGAUUGUUAUCCUGGUUACAUUUGCGUACGGACCAUUGACGAAGGAAUGUGCUUCAAGAAUCCAGAAGACUGUUCCAACUCCCCAUACUAUUACAUAGCUGUUAUGUCAUGCUACCUUUCAUUCGUCUUGAUGCUACUUUACUUUUUCACAAGAGCCUGUUACGAACAUCCUCUGAGAGUCAGCGCCAAGUCUCCAGUUCUCACACUUCAAUUGUACAGUGUCAUCAAAGAAGCUGAGCUUCAAGCAUAUGAUAUUUAUGGAGGGGAGGAGCUGAGUAAAAUGCAAAUCGAGCACAUUUCAAAGGAAGCUGCUCGUAAAGCAUGGAUCGAAAAUGAGUAA
Caenorhabditis briggsae is the source of this 561-nucleotide messenger RNA. The record is from RefSeq and is a predicted model, not a curated record. The transcript is spliced from 4 exons. The coding region runs from base 1 to 561 and encodes 186 amino acids. NCBI's taxonomy places the organism in Eukaryota, Metazoa, Nematoda, Chromadorea, Rhabditida, Rhabditidae.